UGAUAUUCAUAUUACCCCGAACUAAAAAUCUAAGAUAAUCUAAAAAUUUAAUUACCUUACACGACUAACAGCCUCAAUAUAAUACACCAAAUCAAUCAAUGAGUGUUGUUUUACUGUCUAAGAUGAAACGUUCCAGAGGAGUCCGGCUCAGUCGGUGGAGGGGCCAACAUGACUCUACAGUGCUACUUUGUAGAGUCAUCCCCCGUCAGUACCAGUUGUACUCCUAAAGUCGAUGAAGAAGCCGUGAACGAGAACGAAGAUGAACGUGUUGAACAUCUUCAUGCUAGUACUAGAACAACUACUUCUACUAGAAGUACUAAAGAAGCAGCAGAAAAGCUUGGAAAAGUACAGUCUAGGAGAAAAAUUCGUAGCAAAUUAUUCGACUUUCGACGCGAAGAGGAGGAGGAGCGGGAGAAAGCUGAUUCUUAAGGCUCAAUACGAUUCAUUUCCGUAGCCAUUUUGGCUCAAGGACAACCCAACUACACCACCUUAGGGAACAAACAAAAAUGACCUCUCAGCGGCCUCGUUUAGUCACCUGGUGACCUUCUCUCCACGACCUAGACUAGUGUUCCGGCUCAAUGAUAUACCUUCUUGUUUUAAAAGAUGUAAUGACUUGGUCUUCUUCGGUUCAAACAUCAUUUCUACAACAAGGCUUCUUUCCCCUUUUCCUUCUUAGGAUUGGAAGAAAUUCAGGCAACAAGAAGUGAAUUGUUUUGAGCUCUAAGAUUCGUCGCUUUUGAAUCCAGCAUCGAUUCUCUGCGUUGCACUGGCUGGACACUAUGCAGCAAAGCUGUUCUUCGAGUCCGAUCAUGCAUGGAUGUUUCUUUGAGAACAGGAGCAGUUUGAUUCCAAGUUCGAGCUAUUGACGGUUUUUCUUAUCUAUCAACUCUAAACUUUUAUCUAUCACUCUGAUCUUCUUCAUCUUAUCCCCUAACACUAACAUAACAUCGAGUAUUUCAUCUUCCCAUCACCCAGCGCUGACAACAUUAAUGCAACGUCGAAUUGAGUAUUUGAAAAUGAAAAAAGUGAACAAAAUUUUGCGACUACGAGUUUAGUGUUGUUUUCAAAAGUUUUGUAAGUUUUGGUAGCAAGAAGAUUGAACUCCGUAUUUUCAUCCAUUGUGGCUGCUACUAGUAGUAGGGUCAUGCAUAUCGUCAUGCACCACUCACCAAUUUUAAUUUCUUGCAUAUUUCAAAAACGAGUAACCACCGUUCGUAGUCUUGAGUUCUUCUAUUCGUACAGAUUGGAAAGAAGAGAGCUAAAAGUAGUUAGGUUUUCCUCAUGAGUAACUUUCGCAGUGAUCGUACCCGUAGUUGGAUACUGAAGAUAUUGAUCCUCAUUACAUACACAACUAUCAUGAUUUCUCCCAUCCGCCCAUCGCAGAUUAUCAUUUUGUUCGUAUGUGUGCAACAUUGAAAUACUUCCUGAUCUACUCGAGCUUCAUGUUUUGAACAUGCUUUUAUUUCCGUAUUCCACGAUCCCUCCCCAUCAUUUCAGAUCGCCAAAAUAAGAGUUUUUCAUUUCGAUAAACAGCUCCAAAAUAAAUGCUAAAAAAUCACUCAGACAGCUGUAUUACCCUACAUUUUUUUGAAACUCCCACUCCUAGUAACUAAGUAUAUCCCGUACCUCUACCUCCUCCUGUGCCUCCACGUGCAUAGAAAAUAAUAUGUAGUCCCUUUCUAUCAUUUCUGACUUCGUAUUCCUAUUCGGGCACAGGCAUCUAGAUCUAUGAGAGCUAAUCUCCCUAUAAUUUAUUCUAUAUCAUGUUCUUGUUGUUCACCUUGUUAUUCCUAUCGUUACUCCAAAUAACCCCCUCCAUUUCUGAAUCCCAAGCGACACUCCAUACGAGACCCCUCCACUUGUCUCAGGACAUCAUACAUCCCGUUCCUACUUGACAAUGACAUUCCAAGCGACACUCCAUACGAGACUUCCCGUUCCUCCGUGACAAUGACAUUCCAAACCGUGAUAAUGACAUUCCAAACGACGUAUUUUUGCAACCA
This is a messenger RNA of Amoebophrya sp. A25, 2000 nucleotides long. NCBI's taxonomy places the organism in Eukaryota, Dinophyceae, Syndiniales, Amoebophryaceae. The record is from the annotation of a GenBank genome assembly.